This is a messenger RNA of Melitaea cinxia (Glanville fritillary), 1199 nucleotides long. It is a transcript of the gene CPR81, whose product is annotated as myb-like protein D. Gene Ontology annotation, cellular component: extracellular matrix. Bases 37 to 1095 code for a protein of 352 amino acids. Lineage: Eukaryota; Metazoa; Arthropoda; Insecta; Lepidoptera; Nymphalidae. The record is from RefSeq and is a predicted model, not a curated record. The transcript is spliced from 4 exons.
AAGUUAGCAUCUCCUAUUGAACUAAAAAUAUAGGCGAUGGCUUGGAAGAUUGUGUCACUUCUUGGAAUAGCGCUUAUUGCGCUAAGCGAUGCCCGUCCGCCAGUUUCUGAACAGAAAGUGAAGAUUGAAAACGUAGGAAAGAAUUCUGAGCAUCAUGAGGCAUACGUUUGGUCGUAUCCAUCUUAUGAAUUCUCAUACGAAGUAUCGGAUCCACAUACGCAUGAUUUUAAAGGACACCAUGAAACAAGAAAAGGCGAUGACGUAAAAGGAUACUACUGGCUUAUUCAACCUGAUGGUUUGAAGCGCACAGUCAAGUAUCACGCUGACAAAAAUAGCGGACUUGAAGCACACGUUGAUUAUGAAAAGAAAAAUGAAGAAAACAACAACGAUGAAAAUAAUGAAAGUAAUCAAGAAGAAAAUUCAAACCAAGAAAAUACUUCAGGUGGAAAUGGAAAUGAGGAAACUGGUGAAGAAAAUCAAGAAUCUAAUGGGAACAAUGGAUCAAACAAUAAACAAGAUAUUUCGAGUAAUGAAUCUGAAAAUUCGCGUAACGAAAACAAUGGCGAAGGAAAUGCUGAAGGAGAAAACCAAGAACAAGAAGGUAUUAAUAUGUCAGAGCUAGAAGAAAUCAGCCGCAAAAACUAUAAUGAUCAUGGGGGAGAACAAAAAGGUGGUUAUUACCGAGGACGAAAAUAUAUGGGGCGCAGAAAUGAGUUUUACAAAACAGGCCUCCAUAGCUACCGUGGAAAAGUUAAGUACGGUCAGACAUGGCAUUACAACAAUGGAAACAAUAAUGAAGAAUCCGAACCAGAAAAUAAUAAUGAAGAGAACAACAAUGAAGAUAGUGCUGGACAAGUUGAACAAGAAAAUAAUAGCAACAAUAACGAGGAAAGCGACAACAAUGAAGAAGGGAAUGGAGGAGAAAAUCAAGAAGGCGAUAAUGCCGAUAACGAACAAAGUGGUGAAAACGCUAAUGAAGAAAGUAGCUUGAACAGUGAAAAAAGUGAUCAUAUAGCCCAGAAAACCGAAUAUCAUGUAAUAAUACAUCAUCCUAAAUACAUUUCAAUGUCUAAAAAAAGUAAGCGACGAACGUGAUGGUAAAAAUCAUUUUCUAAAUUUUCAUGCGUCGACAGAAUUAGGUUUCUAAUUUGUCGCAGAAUACUUGUGAAGUUUGCUUUUAAUAAAUAAAUUAUAUAACU